UGUCGUUCCUGCAGUCGAUUCCUGCACUUGUUUUGAUUUUCUUAUUGGGUUGUGAGUUGCGUUUAUCUAGUAGGUACAAGCUUUAAUUAUCGUAGUAAAGUGAACAGUUUAUUCCGUAUUUUUGGAAGAAAACUUCAUUAUGGGAGGAGGCUAUGCUUGGGUGACGUUAGCGACGAAUGAUUCCUAUUCGUUGGGAUCCCUUGUCUUGGCUCACUCUUUGAAGCAAGUUGGUACCAAACAGCAAUUGGCAGUUCUUAUUACCCCAGGGGUUACGAAUUCUAUGAGAUCCAAAUUAAACGAAGUAUUCAACGUAGUGAAAGAAGUAAACAUAUUAGACUCAAAAGACGAGGCGAAUCUCCGUUUGUUGAAAAGACCUGAACUAGGAAUUACCUUUACGAAACUACACUGCUGGCGUCUUACGCAGUUCGAGAAAUGUGUAUUUUUGGAUGCAGACACGUUGAUAUUAGAAAACUGUGAUGAAUUAUUUGAACGGGAAGAAUUAUCAGCAGCUCCAGAUAUUGGUUGGCCAGACUGCUUCAAUUCUGGUGUUUUUGUCUACCGUCCGUCCAACGAAACUUAUGAAAAACUUAUUCAAUUUGCCCUCGAAAAGGGAAGUUUUGAUGGUGGAGAUCAAGGACUUCUUAAUUUAUAUUUUUCGGAUUGGGCACACAAGGACAUCUCAAAGCAUUUGCCUUUUAUUUAUAACCUAGCUUCCACAGCAUGUUACUCAUAUUUGCCAGCAUUUAAACAAUUUGGCAAAAAUGCAAAAAUUAUUCACUUUAUUGGCGCCUCAAAACCAUGGCUACAAUAUUUCAACACAGAAACAAGGAAGGUACAUCCUUCCGAAGGUUUGCAGCACUUAGAAAUCAUCCUCCAACGCUGGUGGGACAUAUUUUGCAACCUAAUUCAUCCAGCCCUUACUCCUGAUAUGACCAGCCAUAGACACACUGUGCAUGGUAGUCAGUCUUACACCUCUCAAAGUGAUUCUCACACUUCCUAUUACUACGACCAUGAACAUAAUCCCUCUGUACAGAAUCCUCAAAAUGCGGAAGACUUCCAGAACGUAUGGGAUCCGUGGGAGGAAUAUGACUCUAGGCAAUCAGGAAAUAUAGUUCCUCAAAAUAUAACGCAUGAAGAGUCACAUUCACAGCACUAUGGACAAUCACAUUCAUCAAAUUUUGAACAAACCCAUCAUUCUGAUCAUGGUCAUGAUACCCAUAUCCAUCAAAGUGAUCAUUUUAAGCAAACCCAUCAUUAUGAUCAUGGUCAUGAUAGCCAUAUUCAUCAAAAUGAUCAUUUUAAACAUACACCUUCACAUUUGUCUGAUCAUCAUCAAACUGCUCAAAAUAUCGAUCAUAGCCAUCACGAACAAUCACACACACAUAGUCAUUAUGUUCAACCUGUUUAUACCGAAAAUAAGCCGUCAGAAACUCAUUUUCCAGAUCAGUCUUCUUGUAGUUCUUAUGUAGAAUAUCGACCGCCAGAAAUCUAUCAUUCUGAAAACAAACCUUCUGAAAGUCAUUACCAUCAUUCUGUCGAUCACACUCCUUCAGAGCACCACCCUCAUCAUCAUUAUGAGCAAAAACACGAAUCUAGUCAUAAUUAUGAACAUCAUACUGACAGACGGGAGUCUAGUAGUCAAAAUCAACAAAAUCUAAUUGAAUCUCACAAUACAAAUACAUUUUCAAGAGCUGAUCAUAAUGUUCACAUUCAUCAUCCUUUAAUCCCUACAUCUAGUCAACCGCAUUCUCCUAAUAUCCAUCACCAACCUCCCACUUCUGACUACUCCUCGGAUCAUCCUCCUCCAAAUGAUCCUAGACUACCAGAUGAGUGUGUGGCAACUACUACAGUGUCCAACGAAAUAACAUUGCAAUCAGACUCUAACGAGGAAAAUUCAGAUAAUCAAGCCGGCUUAGCAGGUGCGUUUGCCAAUCUGACCUUGGGUCAACCAAGAACACCUGAACAACAAGCCCUAGACGACCAUUUAAGGAGGCAAGGCUGGGAGGUAGGAAAUAUAGACUACCUAGGACGAGACUCAUUUGACAACAUAUGGAGCAAAAUUUGCGAAACAUUGGCACUUGCCCCUGAUGCAGCUCCAACAGUUGAGCAACCCCAAGAAGCUGCACCAGUGGUACUGUCUGCAACUGUCGAAGUUUCUGAUAGUCCACAAUCGAAGACCGAACCACCCGCAGAAGCAAUUCCCUCUCCUCAAACCCCACAACCUGUUCCGUCUGAAUCAAAAGACCCUCUACCCACGGAAGCUGCUCCCAAAGUGCCCCCUAUACAAUCGAUUCCUGAACAGCCAGUAAGUCAAAAGCCGGUUGUCGAAAUACCCUCUGCAGGAACUGCACCUCCAGAGGCAGUUGCCAGUCAGCAAGAGAGUCCUAAAUCAGAAACACCUAUUCAACAACCGACACCAUCUGAACAAGAAAGUCAACAGGUACCUGUAGAGACUAAUCAAUCUGUACAACCUUCUGAAGUUAAAGAACCAGCUACAGGUGCACCUAGUCCAGCUGCUAAAACGAUAGAACCUGUUUCUACUGAGCCACCUAAAGAAGAACCAACUGUAGUUUCUGAAAGUCCUAAACAAGUGUCUGAAACUCCUCAAGCAGACCUGCCAAAAGCUGCAGAUUCGUCUAAAGAAUCUACUGAUACCUUAACUGCUCAGUCAGUAAGUGAAAAACCGCCCACAGAACCUGUAACCGUUGUUUCUCAAUCUCCAGAAAAACCAGAAGAUCAAAAACCCACAAUAGAGGAUCUUAAAAGCCCAGAAGUCGUAAGCGAUAGUCCUCAGGUACCCACACAAGAGCCUGUUAAGGAGGCUUCGAAAGACUCUACACAGGAAGUUCAACAAGAAACGCCCAAAUCUCCAAAGGAGGAUCAAAAAGUAACACCUGCAGAAUCUCCAAAGGAACCCCAAAAAGAAAUACUUACACAAGCUCCUGCGGAGGCUCAAAAAGAAGUACCUAAGGUACAACAAAAAGAACCUGUCGAAGCACCUAAAGAAUCUCCUAAGGAAGCUCAAAAAGAAGCACCGAAAGAAUCCCCCAAGGAAACAACAAAAGAACCCCCUAAGGAAGCACCGAAAGAAUCCCCUAAGGAAGCACCAAAAGAAUCCCCUAAGGAAGCGCCGAAAGAAUCCCCCAAGGAAGCGCCGAAAGAAUCUCCUAAGGAAGCGCCGAAAGUACCUCCUGCUCAAAAAGAAGCGCCUAAGGAAUCACCCAAGGGAGCUCAAAAAGAAGCGCCAAAACAGUCUCCUAAGGAGGCUCAAAAAGAAACGUCCAAGGAAGUCCAAAAGCCUAAAGAAUCUUCUGAAAAAUCGCCAAAGGAAUCUCCAAAAGAGCUUGAAAAACCUUCACCUAAACAAACAUCGACACCUAAGCAAUCUCCUGUAUCUAAAAAAGGUAAAAAGGAUCCACCCAAAGAAGAAUCUAAACAAAAAGAGACUGCUGAAUUACCUAGUUCCAAAGUGACAGAACCUACACCUCCCACGACACCCGUCUCUCCCCCUGUAUCACAAGAACCUAGUUCCCCUAGUCCCGUUUCUAAAGCAGAACUACAAGUUAGCGCCAGCGUACCAGAAACACCACCUCCAGCCCCUUCAUCAGAAGCCGCAAAAGGUCCUACUCCUCCUCCCCGUAAGAGUGGUGGUGGAAAGAAGAAAUAGGCUAAAUAUUAUUUAUAUGUUUUUAUUUCGAUCAACUGGAAAUGUUGAUACGUACUGCAUUUUUGCCUUAAGGUGUGUUUAACGGCGUUGUUUUAUUUGUAUGUUGGCUAAUUUAAUUUGUAAUAAAGCUGUUUGUUUUUGAUAAACAAUUAAUAUUG
Molecule: messenger RNA, 3825 nt
Organism: Diabrotica balteata
Lineage: Eukaryota; Metazoa; Arthropoda; Insecta; Coleoptera; Chrysomelidae
Source: the annotation of a GenBank genome assembly